Pelecanus crispus (Dalmatian pelican) is the source of this 2421-nucleotide messenger RNA. The record is from RefSeq and is a predicted model, not a curated record. NCBI's taxonomy places the organism in Eukaryota, Metazoa, Chordata, Aves, Pelecaniformes, Pelecanidae.
CAUCUACGGAGUGAUACCCAAAUGGAAACAUGCAAUGGUGUGCUGGCGAAGGAGAGGAGGCUGCAGUUCCACCAGAAGGGGAGAAGUAUGAACUCCACCGGGUCUGGAAAAAGCAGUGCGACUGUUUCAAGUGUUUCUGAAUUACUGGAGCUUUAUGAAGAAGAUCCUGAAGAAGUGCUCUAUAACCUCGGAUUUGGAAGAGAUGAACCAGAUAUUGCUUCAAAAAUUCCAGCAAGAUUUUUUAAUUCAUCAUCAUUUGCCAGAGGGAUAGAUAUCAAAGUGUUCUUGAAUGCCCAAAUACAGCGCAUGGAAGUGGAAAAUCCAAAUUUUGCUUUAACAAGUCGUUUUCGUCAGAUUGAAGUGCUUACUACUGUGGCCAAUGCUUUUUCUUCUUUGUAUUCUCAAGUCUCUGGGACUCCUUUGCAGAAAAUUGGUAGUAUGAAUUCAGUGUCUUCCAGCAAAGAGGCAUCCAGCCCUCCCCCUUUAAAUCGCAGCAAUACAGCCAGUCGGUUAAUGAAGACCUUGUCUAAGCUCAAUCUGUGCAGCACACAGCAAGCCGAUGGUAGCGGCUGCUCAACUCCUUCACCUGUUGAAAAAGGGAAAAGUCCAGCUGAACCAGGGAGCGAGGAAAAUGAUGUUAAAAAUGAAUCUAAAUUACCAAAAUACAAAAAGAAAGACUCUUCCUCUUUUUUGGCUACUGUAAAAGAGGAGAUAGCCAGCAGUCAGACAAAUGCUGCAGACACACGUAAACCUGCAGACCUUCCUGCUGGGACUGAUGAUAAGCAAGAGGGUACUGUGCCUCCAGCAGAUGUGCAAAGCAGCAGGUUGGCAAGCGCCCAGGAUAGACCAUGUGAAGAAUCUGGUCUUUUGGACUCGCCAAGCCUCAGCAGCAGUUCCAGUACAUCCAACAGCAGCACCUCGAUGCAAAGGCUGCCCGCGGCAUCACUGGGUAGAGACCCCUGCGUUCCCCUCGCAAACCCGUCCAUAAUGAAUCUAAUGCUGCAGCAGAAGGACUCCUUUGAGAUGGAAGAGAUCCAGAGUACAGAGGGGGAUCUACCACACAUUCCAGCUUCUCACCAGCUGGCAGUGACCAAGUCAAGAAAAGAUCAGCUGUUACGGACCGCGAGUCAGCACUCUGACAGCAGUGGCUUCGCUGAGGACUCCUCCACAGAUUGUUCUCCAUUUAAUCAGCCUCAGGUUCAGGAGUCUUUGCAGGGCAUGGGAAGCAGUGCUGACAGCUGUGACAGUGAGACAACCGUGACAUCGCAUAGUGAGGAACAGAAGACACCAAUAGCCAAGGAACUGCCCUGUUUCAGUAAGUUUGAGGAGGAGGAGGAAGAAGAAGAUGAUGAUGAUGAUGAUGAUGAUGAAGAGGAUAUUAUCUCUCAAGUAGAGAGACGAAAGGUAGGGGCACCUUCUGAGAACAGAAGGAGUGAAGACAGAAAAGUUAUUGACUAUGAAACUGAACACAAUCAAGGAGGAGAAAGCAAGUCAUCUCAUAUAUCAGAGACAGUCCAAGGAGAGGUCAGCUCUAAAGAGGAAGACAUUUCCAGUGAGCGAAAAGAAUUGGACCUGCCAGAGGAAGGCAGCGUGUUUGAGUUUCCUCAGUACCACACGCACCAUAUCCUCAAGUCGAUGGAGUCUCUGGAAGGUGGCAGCUCCUCCCCAUCGUCUGUGGACAGGGUUCAUGUCGCCCUGCAAAGAGCCGAGAUGAGGAUCGUCAGCACAUCUGAUUCCAGGGCUGGACGCACUCUGCUUAAGUCAAAAGAUCUCCUGAGGAAGCAGAGACUCUGGUUUGCUGAAUCGGGUUAUCCUCUAAGGCGGUCUCAGUCUCUCCCAACUGCAUUGCUGAAUCCAGUGAAAGUGGUGUCCUCUGUGAAUGUCCAGUUAACUCCAGGAAAAGAGACUCUGUGCAGUCCUCCUUCUUUCACCUACAAGUACACACGUGUGGAGGAAGACAAGAAACCAGAGUCUGAGAAUGACAAAAGUGAGGGUGAGGCAGCUGCCAGCCAGCCAGUGUGUAAAUCCACACUGUUCAUUGCGCCUUCAUCCUCCAAAAAAGAAGUGCCCCACACUGGGCCCAACAGACUGUCCGAGGAGCCCAGUCCCACCAGGGUACAGAGCUGCCCGCUGCACAUGCCGGCACACAUGUCCCAGUCGACGUGCUCCCUCCACUCCCUCCCCGCCGAGUGGCAGGACAGACCGCUCUGCGAGCACGUGAGGACGCUGAGCACCCACAGUGUCCCAAGCAUCUCCGGCUCUUCCUUUGGCAGCUUGCUUUCCCCCUUCAGCUGUCCCUUCUCUCCAAGGCAUGCUGGAUUUCCUCAUCGACCUCAUGCCAUCAACCCUCCUUCCACUGUGGAGAUGCAGCUGCGCAGGGUCCUACAUGACAUCAGAAACUCUCUGCAGAACCUCUCACAG